Molecule: messenger RNA, 3051 nt
Organism: Mauremys reevesii (Reeves's turtle)
Lineage: Eukaryota; Metazoa; Chordata; Testudines; Geoemydidae
Gene: RPS6KB2
Product: ribosomal protein S6 kinase B2
Exons: 16
Coding region: 102-1607 (501 amino acids)
Biological process (GO): signal transduction; protein phosphorylation
Molecular function (GO): ATP binding; protein serine/threonine kinase activity
Source: RefSeq, a predicted model, not a curated record
CGCCCGGGGCCCGGGACGGUGGCGGGCGCGGGGCUGUAACGCAGCACUAGGAAGGAGGGGGCGGGGCCCGGCCGGGGGAGCCCGGGGCCGCCGCCGCCGCCAUGGCCGGGGUGUUUGACAUCGACCUGGAGACCGAGGAGGGGAGCGACGGGGACGAGCCCGAGCUGGGGGCGGAGAUGGAUUUGGAGCUGCGGGGGAAUGGCCUGGAGCCGGUGGGGCACUAUGAGGAGAUCGAGAUCUCAGAGAGCAGCGUCAACAAUGGCCCUGAGCGCAUCGGGCCCCACUGUUUCGAGCUGCUGCGCGUCCUAGGCAAGGGUGGCUACGGCAAGGUGUUCCAGGUACGGAAGGUGCAGGGGACCAACGCUGGGAAGAUCUUUGCCAUGAAAGUCCUGAAGAAGGCCAAAAUCGCCUGCAACGCCAAGGACACGGCUCACACCAAGGCUGAGAGGAACAUCCUGGAGGCCAUCAAACACCCCUUCAUCGUGGACCUGAUCUACGCUUUCCAGACGGGUGGCAAGCUCUACCUCAUCCUUGAGUGCUUGAGUGGUGGCGAGCUCUUCAUGCAGCUGGAGCGUGAGGGCAUUUUCCUGGAGGACACAGCAUGCUUCUACCUGAGCGAGAUCACGCUGGCCCUGGGCCACCUGCACUGCAACGGCAUCAUCUACCGGGACCUGAAGCCGGAGAACAUCAUGUUGAACAGCCAAGGACACAUCAAGCUGACGGACUUCGGACUGUGCAAGGAGUCGAUCCAUGAGGGAGCCGUCACCCACACCUUCUGUGGGACCAUUGAGUACAUGGCUCCAGAGAUCCUGAUGCGGAGCGGACACAACCGGGCCGUGGACUGGUGGAGCCUCGGGGCCUUGAUGUACGACAUGCUCACUGGAUCGCCGCCCUUCACAGCUGAGAACCGGAAAAAAACCAUCGACAAGAUCCUCAAGGGGAAGUUGGUGCUGCCACCUUACCUGACCCCUGAUGCCCGGGAUCUACUCAAGAAGUUCCUCAAAAGAAACCCCAGCCAGAGGAUUGGAGGCGGGACGGGCGAUGCAGCUGAUGUGCAGAAGCAGCCAUUUUUCCGCCAAGUCAACUGGGAUGAACUGCUGGCGCGCAAGCUGGACCCACCCUUCAGGCCUUGCCUGCAAUCGGAUGAUGACGUCAGCCAGUUUGACACCCGCUUCACUCGUCAGACGCCCGUGGACAGCCCUGAUGAUGCCUCCAUUAGUGAGAGUGCCAACCAGGCCUUCCUGGGCUUCACGUAUGUGGCCCCGUCGGUGCUGGAGAGCAUUAAGGAGGGCUUCUCCUUCCAGCCAAAGGUGCGCUCCCCUCGCCGCCUCAAUAGCAGCCCCAGAACGCCCGUCAGCCCGUUGAAGUUCUCUCCCUUCGAGGCCUUCAAGCCCAGCCUGGCGGUGGAGCCAAUGGAGCUAGGGCUGCCGCUGCUGCCGCCCCAACCAGAGGGCACGGCCCCCCUGCCCAUCAAGACGCCGACAGGCACCAAGAAGCAGAAGGGGGGCCGGGGCCGGGUGGCAAGCACCUGGAAGAUCAUUUGGAAAGCAAAGUCUUUGAAAUGGGGAGAUUGGUCCCAGGCUGGGAAGCAAAUUCCCCCAGUGUAAUAAGAACCAUAAACUGCCUGAAACAUCCAGUGGGGUGAGAAACUGCUUGAUUCAAAUCUUGCUUUAGUCUGUAGAAUUUAGACUGCGAGUUUUUUUAUUUCUUACAUAACUAACUUUGAUUUCUAUGUCUGCUUCUUAUAAUCACUUAAAUGUUAUCUUUCUGUAGUAAAUAAAUUGUUUUAGAUUUUUCCUAAAACUGUUUUCGGCUGAAGUGCUGGGGAAAUCUCAGGUUAACAAGGGCUGGUGCAUUCCUUCAUUGGAAUGGCAAACUAAUUAAUGGGCUUGCACUGUCCAAGGAAGUCUUGAGCUUGUAAGAUGCUAUAUUUCUGGGGUGCAAGCUGAGGCCUAGGGUGAUUUGUACAAUUCAUGAGUGACUUAGCAUUCAUGCAGUUUAGCUGGAUGUAGGUCUCCACGUGCUGUUGGCUGAGUGAUCACAGUAGCUGGAGGAGUUUGCUGCUUGUCACUGUCAUAGCCUUGUGAGAAACAGCCUAUGUUAUAGAGUUAAGGGGGCACAGUGGUCCGAAAGUUCCAGGUUGUACCCCAGGAAUACUGUCUCAGUGGCACAAUGAGCAGGAUGAAAUGCACAGCUUGUUCUGACCGAGAUUUGCAAUUCUUACACUGGUGUAGAGAUUUUAAGUGGGCUGCCUCAAUGCAGUCAAGAAAGAAUUACAAUUUUAUUAUUUUGUGUUUGCAUAUUUUGGGAAAGGGAAACAGGAGGAGAAAGGCAUAAGAAUGAGUGAGUGACACAGUUGCCAGGUUAAUGCUGUACAGACUGCAGGUAGCAGAAAAAGAGAGAAACUGAGCAUCAGCUGAAAAUGAAAGAACCGGAGCUAAAAGAGAGGGGGAAAAAGGCUGCCAGAGAGGAGACAGCACAUCAAGUGACGAGCUGAAAACCAAGAAGGCUGAGGAAGGAGAGAGAUUGAAAACACCAACUGGACUUACUAGAAAAGCAAAACCAGAACCAUCUCACCCCACUGAUUCCUCUCUCUCCAAAAAUCUAUAACCAGGAGCAGUUAUGUUCUGCACAUAAGGAGAUGGGUAUAUCAGAAUAUUUUACUACGUUUGAGAGGCUGUGUGCAGCUCAUGUGAUUCCUGAUGACAAGAAAGUCCCCAACCUGAUUGCAAAGUUAGCUGGUAAAGCUCUUAAUGUACUCCAAUGAAAUGCCAAUUCAGGAUGCUUUAGGUUACUGUAAAUUAAAACAAAAAAAAAACCCUGUUUGAAAUUAUUUUAGAUUACCCCUUAAACACAGAGGGUGACAUUUAGAAAUUGUAAGAGCAAUGCUGAUAUGAGUAAUGGGGAAUAUGUAAACAGGAUGAAAGAUCUAAUGGGAAAAUGGGUGAGGGAGAAAGGUGUUGAAAGUUUUGAACAAAUGUUUGACCUUGUUGCUCAGUAUAUAAAGAUGAUGUAAAACAGUGUCUAUGGAAUAAAAAUGUAAAAACUGUA